AGUACAAACUGCCCCAACCUCUAAUAAACCCUUGCCAAACGCGCGUCCUGUCUCUACUCUACUCUGUAUAAACCCCAACGAAACAAAAUGGAGAAGAAGCAGAAGAGAGCGGAAGCCGAAAUUCAAGCAGAGAGAGUUGAAAACGACAAAGCAGAAAACGAGCUCGAGCUCACUAAUGGCGAUUCUCACAAAAAGAAGAGGAGGAGGAGAAACAAAGAAAGAAAUGAGAGGGAUAAAGAAGCAAAGGAAAUACCUACAGUCAGCAUAGCCGUUUCUGGUUCCAUCAUCAAUAAUGCUCAGUCUCUCGAACUCGCCACUCGAUUGGCUGGUCAAAUUGCUCGUGCCGCGACUAUAUUUCGAAUCGAUGAGGUGGUGGUGUUUGAUAAUAAGAGUAGUUCUGAGAAAGAGGAUCCUACUGUUACGACAAACAACAAUUCCGAUGAGAAUGAGAGUGGUGGGGCUUUUUUCAUAAGGAUCUUGCGGUAUUUAGAGACUCCGCAGUAUUUAAGAAAAGCUCUCUUUCCAAAGCAUAAUAACUUAAGAUUUGUGGGAAUGUUGCCCCCGCUUGAUGCUCCACACCAUCUGCGCAAACAUGAAUGGGCUCCGUUUAGGGAAGGUGUCACGCUAAAUGAAAAAGUUUCAAACUCUGGGGAAACACUAGUUGAUGUGGGUUUAAGUAAGAAUGUUGUUGUAAAUCAAGCGCUUGAACCUGGAAUAAGAGUAACUGUGGCUAUGGGAAUCAACCGCAAUUUGGAUGAUGAUUCACCACGCCAGGUUGUCUCAUUAUCGAAGCCAAGGGAGGAAGCAGGAUUGUAUUGGGGGUAUAGAGUGCGAUAUGCUUCUAAUAUCAGCUCAGUAUUUAAGGAUUGUCCAUACAGGGGUGGCUAUGAUCUUUUGAUUGGUACCUCAGAGCAUGGUCUCAUUAUUAACUCAUCAGAGCUUUCUUUACCAACAUUCAGGCAUCUGUUGAUUGCUUUUGGCGGGCUUGCUGGAUUGGAAGAGAGUAUUGAAGAAGACAGUAACUUAAAAGGUAAAGAUGUUCGUGAAGUAUUGGAUUCAUACUUGAACACGUGUCCCCAUCAAGGAAGUCGGACUAUUCGAACCGAGGAAGCAAUUUUCAUAUCACUUCAGUAUUUCCAAGAACCAAUCAGCCGAGCAAUGCAAAGAGUUCAACAUUGAAGUUACCAGAAGUCAGCCAGAGAUUGCAAGCAUAACCAUAGCAGUGUCAUUCUUACAAUUUUACAAGGGCCACAGCUGUAUUCUGUUGGUGGUGGUUGUCAAGAAGAUUCGUUUCAAGUAGCUGUCGACUUUUAGUGACCGUUUGUGUAAGUAACAAAACUCUUUCAGCUUCAGGACAAGGAGUAGCUGCUGUGAUGGGAUGCUCCGCUUGUCCACUGAUUAUGAUGCUCGCCUUCUUCUGUUCGAUCCAUCCAUUGGAGAGUACAGGGCACUGCCUCUCCCUAUGUAUCCAGCUGGUCUAUGUGUAGUAUGUGGUCAUUAUAAUUAUUUGGGAUUGUUAUCCUGACCUGAUUGGUCAAAUUUGAAAUUUUCUGAUCAAAUUGUUUA
Molecule: messenger RNA, 1566 nt
Organism: Populus trichocarpa (black cottonwood)
Lineage: Eukaryota; Viridiplantae; Streptophyta; Magnoliopsida; Malpighiales; Salicaceae
Exons: 12
Coding region: 88-1179 (363 amino acids)
Source: RefSeq, a predicted model, not a curated record